Molecule: messenger RNA, 825 nt
Organism: Ctenocephalides felis (cat flea)
Lineage: Eukaryota; Metazoa; Arthropoda; Insecta; Siphonaptera; Pulicidae
Gene: fwe
Product: calcium channel flower
Exons: 6
Coding region: 105-680 (191 amino acids)
Biological process (GO): vesicle-mediated transport
Cellular component (GO): membrane
Source: RefSeq, a predicted model, not a curated record
GUUGGCAGAUCUUGGCGAUAGUCGUAUCGACUGUCAAAAGUGUCAUUUUCUAUUCUAAAAUUUAUAUAAAUCUAUAAUUAGCAACUUUAUAUAUAUUAGCAAUUAUGUCGUUUGCGGAAAAAAUAGCUGGUCUUAUGGCCAGACCAAACCAAGAUGCUGUUCCAAAGGAUGAUGUUCCUUGGUGGAUGAAAUAUGCUGGUCGAGGAUUAGGAACUGUUGGUGGAUUUAUUGCAAUUUUCCUGGGAGUAUGGAACUGUGUUGGAAUUAUGUUAGCACAAGUGAUGUGUUUUUUAUCAGGAAUGAUGCAGAUGUGCGCAGGCUUUAUGGUGAUUGUUUGUGAAGCACCUUGUUGCUGCAUGUUUGUUGAUUUUGUACAAAAUUUAAGUGACUGGGUAGAAAGACGACCUUAUUGGCAUAAAGCCGCAUUAUAUGUAAUAAUGGCUAUACCACCAAUAAUAAUGUGUCCAAGUUUAGCCAGCAUAUUUGGAAGUGGAUUGAUAUUUGCAACUGGAGUUAUCUAUGGAAUGAUGUCUUUAGGGAAAAAGGGCUCUCGCCAGGACAUGGCCGCCGUGGCUUCGCCCCAGAGAGGCGGAUUUUCACCGCAGGGGGGGCCGAGCGCAGGCGCCGGCGAUCAUUCCGUUACACUCAUGCAAGAUCCUGAUGUGUGGCGUCCCACAUAAAUACAUAAUUUAACACUAAGGAGAAUAAUCGCGUUUUUUGAGCAUCCGCAGAAGAAAUGCGUACUGCAGCAAACAAUUUAUCACAACCUCCGCAAACAAAAGACAUUUCAAGUAACAUGAGAUCAAAUCUUGUUGAUAAUGCGCA